Molecule: messenger RNA, 1575 nt
Organism: Menidia menidia (Atlantic silverside)
Lineage: Eukaryota; Metazoa; Chordata; Actinopteri; Atheriniformes; Atherinopsidae
Source: the annotation of a GenBank genome assembly
AUGUUUCUGGGCAUGAGCAUUAUUGCGGACCGGUUCAUGUCUUCCAUCGAGGUCAUAACUUCCCAGGAGAAGGAGAUCACCAUAAAGAAGCCAAAUGGGGAGACCACCACGGCCACGGUCAGAAUCUGGAAUGAAACCGUUUCUAAUCUCACACUGAUGGCCUUGGGCUCCAGUGCCCCUGAGAUAUUGCUGUCAGUUAUUGAGGUGUGUGGUCACGGCUUUGAGGCCGGUGCCCUGGGUCCCAGCACCAUCGUGGGUAGCGCUGCCUUCAACAUGUUCAUCAUCAUCGCUCUGUGUGUGUAUGUCGUUCCCGAUGGAGAGACGCGCAAAAUCAAACACCUUCGGGUGUUUUUUGUCACGGCAGCCUGGAGCAUCUUUGCCUACAUCUGGCUCUAUCUGAUUCUGAGUGUGAUUUCCCCUGGAGAGGUGGAGGUGUGGGAGGCCGUGCUGACCUUCCUCUGCUUCCCCCUCUGCGUGGUCCAAGCCUGGGUGGCUGACCGGCGUCUUCUGUUCUAUAAGUAUGUCCGCAAACGUUACCGUGCCGACAAGCAUCGGGGCAUCAUCAUUGAGACAGAAGGAGGAAACGAUGGAGGCAUGGAUGGGGGAGGAGCGCUGGGUCCAGGGGGCUUCACCAAGAUGGACAUGCUCGAGCUCGAUGGACAGUUGGCACUGAACUGCCACAGUGGGAUGGAUGGAGGGUUGAUGGAGGAUGGAGGGUCAAAGGAUGAGGAAGAUGAAGCCAGGAGGGACAUGGCAAGAACUCUGAAGGAGCUGAAGCAGAGGCACCCAGACAAAGAUAUGGAGCAGCUGAUCGAAAUGGCUAAUUAUCAGGUUCUGAUGCAGCAGCAAAAGAGCAGAGCAUUCUAUCGUAUCCAAGCAACCAGGAUGAUGAUCGGUGCUGGCAAUAUCCUCAAGAAGCAUGCUGCUGACCAGGCCCGCAAGGUGGUGAGCAGCAACGAGACCCAGGCUCAGGAGGACGACCCCUACACCAUCAGGAUGGGGUUUGAGCCGUCAUUGUACCAGUGCUUUGAAAACUGUGGCUCCCUAAAACUGACCGUUGCCAGGCAUGGAGGAGACCCUGGAAUGACUGUCAAGGUGGAUUAUCGCACUGAGGACGGUACGGCUAACGCAGGCUCCGAUUAUGAGUUUGCAGAAGGAACACUGUUGUUCAAGCCAGGGGAGACACUUAAAGAGAUCACAGUGGGUGUGAUUGAUGAUGACAUUUUCGAGGAAGAUGAGUACUUCUACGUUCACCUUAGUAACCCUCGCCUGGUUGGCUAUCCUGAGAUUGGCGCCGCCCCCCUGGAUGCAAGCGUGGCCCCCAAAGCCGUGCUUGGUGACAACCACACGGCCACGGUGACCAUCUAUGAUGAUGACCAUGCAGGCAUCUUCACCUUUGAGGGUGCCAGUCAGAGGGUGAGUGAAAGCGUUGGUGUGAUGGAAGUGAAGGUGCUCAGGACAUCGGGAGCUCGGGGCUUGGUGGCCGUUCCCUAUCGAACUUUAGAUGGCUCCGCUAAAGGAGGAGAGGACUAUGAACUGGCUGCUGGCAAGCUGGAGUUUCAGAAUGACGAGACA